AUGUACUUCACAAGCAUUGUCGUCUCUGCCCUCGCCGCCGCCGGCCUGGCCUCUGCCUCCCCUGCCUCCCGCGGCAGCAAGCGCGGCCCCUGCCUCUCGCAGCCGCCCUCCUCCAUCGGAUUUCCCAUCAACUACAAUAUCUCGUCGGCUAGUAGCCCCUUCGCCUCCUUCCUGAUCCCGCCCAACAGUGUCGGGCCCUGCACGCUCGUCGCCAAGUUCCCCGCCGGCUACCCCGUCAGCACCGCAGGCAACCCCCUCGUGGACUUCGUCGACGUCAACGGCCCCGCCGCCGGCAGCGUCGUCGGCACCGCGCACCUCCAGAGCUCCCCGACCCAGGCGACCAAGACCUUUAUCAACAGCUUUGCUUGCCGCGACGUGAUGGCUUAUCAGCUGAAGCUCGCGCCUCAGGAGGGGAGCAACGAGUGGGUUGCUUUCCAGGAGAUCCAAGGCGUUGGCUUGUUCAUGGAGGUUGGGGACAGCUGUUAG
Truncatella angustata is the source of this 486-nucleotide messenger RNA. RefSeq lists its product as uncharacterized. Bases 1 to 486 code for a protein of 161 amino acids. Lineage: Eukaryota; Fungi; Ascomycota; Sordariomycetes; Amphisphaeriales; Sporocadaceae. The transcript has a single exon. The record is from RefSeq and is a predicted model, not a curated record.